AUGUGUCCGCCGGUCACGGUCGUGUUGGAAAGCACCGCAAGCAUCCAGGUGGUCGCGGUCUCGCCGGUGGUCAACAUCACCACAGAACAAACAUGGAUAAAUACCAUCCUGGGUACGUCUACCCCUUGGAAAAAUUCGAGCCUGAAGAGGAGAUCGGUCUCGUUCGACCAAUUCUUCCCAAAGCUCGAUGUUUUGUGGCCCAAAUUGAGUGCUAAUUGCUGGACUAGUUACUUCGGAAAGGUCGGUAUGAGACACUUCCACCUGCUCAGAAACCACUACUGGAAACCCUCGAUCAACCUCGACAAGCUCUGGUCAUUGGUCCCCGAAGAGACUCGCGAAGCCUACGUUUCUGGCAAGAAGACCGAUACCGCUCCCGUCCUUGACCUCCUCCCUCUCGGAUACUCCAAAGUUCUCGGCAAGGGCCGCAUUCCCAAGAUCCCGAUUGUCGUAAGAGCAAGGUGGUUCAGCAAGGAGGCCGAGCGAAAGAUCAAGGAGGCUGGCGGUGUUGUUGAGUUGGUGGCAUGA
This is a messenger RNA of Fonsecaea nubica, 525 nucleotides long. RefSeq names its product 60S ribosomal protein L27a. NCBI's taxonomy places the organism in Eukaryota, Fungi, Ascomycota, Eurotiomycetes, Chaetothyriales, Herpotrichiellaceae. Gene Ontology annotation, molecular function: structural constituent of ribosome. Bases 1 to 525 code for a protein of 174 amino acids. The record is from RefSeq and is a predicted model, not a curated record. Gene Ontology annotation, cellular component: ribosome; cytosolic large ribosomal subunit. The transcript is spliced from 2 exons. Gene Ontology annotation, biological process: translation.